Molecule: messenger RNA, 1272 nt
Organism: Brachypodium distachyon (stiff brome)
Lineage: Eukaryota; Viridiplantae; Streptophyta; Magnoliopsida; Poales; Poaceae
Product: DCN1-like protein 3
Exons: 11
Coding region: 195-929 (244 amino acids)
Biological process (GO): protein neddylation; positive regulation of ubiquitin-protein transferase activity
Cellular component (GO): ubiquitin ligase complex
Molecular function (GO): ubiquitin conjugating enzyme binding; cullin family protein binding; ubiquitin-like protein binding
Source: RefSeq, a predicted model, not a curated record
CCCCUCUUCUUCUCCUCGACUCCUCCCCGUCCACACCAAACUCGAACGCGCAACCGAGAGACAGACAGCAGAGAAGCCGCGAGACGACGGGAAGAUAACUCGGCGAGCGAACGUCGUCCGCGCAGCGCAAGGGAGAAGGACAGAGGGAGGCGCCACUGCAAAUCCGCCGGAAGAAGGCGAGAGCACGGUCCACCAUGAGGCGCUCCUCCAAGAAGUCGUCAUCGUCCGCCCCGGCCGGUGAGGAACAAGUAAAUGAAAAACAAAACAGAAAAAGAAAAGGAGUCAGUACAAACUUGACCAGCAGGAAAGCACAACGUGGUCAAACUAAAGCGGUUUCCAAGGAAGUAGAACGGAUUGACCAACUUUUCUAUACUUAUGCUGAUAGCUCAUCUGGCAUGGUGGACCCAGAAGGCAUUGAAACACUCUGCUCUCAUCUUGAAGUUCCACAUACCGACGUUCGGAUUCUGAUGCUAGCAUGGAAAAUGGGCUGUGAAAAGCAAGGUUACAUUACUUUGGAUGAAUGGAGAUCUGGGCUGAAAACUUUGCGAGCUGAUAGUAUCAGCAAAUUGAAGAAAGCGUUUCCUGAAAUGGUCCAAGAAGUUACAAGGCCCUCUAAUUUCCAGGACUUCUAUCCGUUUGCAUUUCGUUAUUGCCUAACAGAGGACAAGAAGAAGUGUAUAGAAAUACCAGUUGCUUGUGAGUUGCUGAAUCUAGUAUUGAGCUUGCAGUUCCGCCCCCAGGUCGACAAACUUAUGGAUUACCUCAAGUACCAAAAUGACUACAAGGUUAUAAACAUGGACCAGUGGAUGGGAUUUCUUCGGUUCUGCAAUGAGAUAAUCUUCCCAUCACUUGACAAUUAUGAUCCAGACCAAGCAUGGCCUUUAAUUUUAGAUAACUUUGUUGAAUGGCUACGAGCAAAUAAAAAUUAGGCCUCUUAUAUUCAAGUGGUGAGGAAGAUGUCGUCCAAAUGUAAUGUUCAAGAAUCACCUUGGAGGCUUUUGGGGGAUGCAGAUCCAGCUUGUGUGUGACUGCUGCAUUUGGAGUCUGGUUUCAGAUAUCAUCGAUUGCCUUGUAUUUUGCUUUUCACAUUUUUGAUAUCAGAAACAGUUUGCAGGGCUCUCAUUAGAAAUUUUGCAUCAACAUGCUCUGUAUUUGUUGGACUCUACAUUACUACUAUUAUUACAUUCAAUGGGUUCUUGGUUGUAUAGUUUUGAGAGCAUGCGAAUUUUGCUGGAAGUCUUCAAUGAAUCUGGUGGCAUGCUUUGAUGUGAA